AUAAAACCUCAACGUAGAAAAGAAUGGCACAUCUGCUACUUGCAUCUACUUCUUAAAACUGUCAAAUAAGCUUAGAGCUUCAAGCACAAAUUUCCGUAAUCGUGUUUGGUAGUUGUACAAUUGCUUGUUUACUUACUGAAUCAUGUCAAAAAAAGCUAUAAUAGAGGAAACUAUUGAUACAGGAAUCCAAUAUGCAGUAGUUAUGUCAGUCAAAAUAGAAAAGAGCAGCUUUUUCUGUGUUCAGUAUUCAGUCAAAUUCGAUGGUCUCAUUCAACCUGUUCGAGCAGUUCAUGCUGACAUAUUAGUGAAUCUGCAGAUCUUUUGUGUCUAGAUUAGGUUGCUUUUUGUAGUUUGUGUCUAAUUCAUAUUCCCAUGUGCUUAAUGUCUUGAAUACCAUAUAAAGUUACUUUGUGCAUUUUUUUCUUUUUGACUGAAAUAGUUGUGCGUAUAUUCAGCUUUGAUUUAUUUAAAGGAUAGGCAUGAGUGAUGCCAGAUCAUUGUCUUUUAGAAUUGACCACUACUUACUCUCUUGGCAAGUUAUCUGAAGUAAAUUGGUGACAUCCUAAUAAAUCAUUUUACUACCUUUAGUAUUGGUGCAUGAUUUUCUUUUAACUGCAUGAGCUGAUUUACAUUGAAUGUGUUUUUAAAAUUGGAUUGAUUCUAUCUGAUCCAAUUGCAUCUCUGAAAGACAACUUUUCUUCUCUUUUUUCUUUUCUGAACUUUGGAAACCGAUUACAUUAGCAUUCUAAAUCAGAAUAAUGGAAAUGUGACAAAAAUUUGUUUUACAUGUAAGAUCCUAUUAUGAUAGAGUCCUAAGAAACUUUUGAUAGAUCUUAUAGUGCAUCUAACUUUCACUAAGUGAUGCAAGUAUUAGUGGAAGAAAAUGGAAGCACUUUCCUUCCAUGGGAAGGCUGACUGAUCAUUCUCUGAUCUCAUUCAGUAUAUUCACUUUCCAGAUAGACAAAGAAAGUUAAUAUUGUCCCCUCUAGCUGAAAGAUUCAACAAAGCCACCACCAAAAAGACAGCAGAACAAGCUGCUGACUCAAUGAUGUGUCAGGCAUGAUGGGCAACCUUAAUAUGAUAGUUUAAGUGAUAACAAUAAAAAAGAAACUGGUGGUAUUCUGUUCAAUCUAAGCACAUGGAAUGUCCUUGAAUGAUAAAUGUGAUUAGCUCACAAUCCAGAGUUCUUUUCCUUUUACAGUUGCAAGCAGUCUUCUCUGGUUCAUGUCACAAGAAGAAAAAUCCAGUAUAGCUAAUUUCCUAGGUUGCUGUAAAUUACUUGGUGCUUCUCAAUACUUGGAAAUUCCUGCAAUCCAUAAACAUUUUUGUAGAAUUUGAUUGGUUCAAUAAUACCACAAGUAGUGGAGAUGCCAGUACCUGGAAAUAGUGGAAACCCACUGCAAAGAUAAGUUCAGAAGAACUUUUGGUUCUUAUCCUUUUUACUAGGAUCAUGACUAUGCUUUUGUGCUAAAUGAGGUGAUGAGGACUCUCCUCUUUUUCUCUUCUUGCUUUAUGAGUAUGCCUUUAUAACCGAUGACAUUAGGAUGACUGUGCAUCACAACUCAAGAUGAUCAAUACAAAGCCACAUUGUCACCUUAUAAAAGCAGACUUGCUAGUCUGAUAGAAGCCAAGCAUCUCAUAUAGCAGUGUCGGUAAAAAACGUGAGCUUGAUUUCAACAUGAAGAUCCCAAACAGCAACCAAGUGGCAGGAAUUCCAUUCAAGUCCCUUCAAACUGUUUCUGAAUCCAGAAGAUUAUGUCUUCAUUCUACCUCCUCUAGGUGCUCCCGGUACAAACAAAAAAAACUGGAUUUGGUGAUUGAUUGGAUGAGCAAGUUCAGCAAAAAAGCAGACGGCUACGCAAAAAGCAUUCGGGAUCAUGUGAGCUUAGGCACAAACUUCUCGGAAACUUUGAAGGGAAAGUUCAGCCUAGGCGCGAAGAUUCUUAAAGCCGGAGGUGUUGAGUGUGUCUUCAGGAAAAAAUUCUGUGUCGAAAAAGGAGAGAAGCUGCUGAAGGCUUUCCAGUGCUAUUUGUCAACCACAGCUGGUCCCAUUGCGGGGCUGCUCUUUGUUUCCAAUAAAAAGCUUGCAUUCCACAGUGACAGAUCUCUCAGACUCAUCUCUUCAAAAGGAAACGUAACCAGAGUCCCUUACAAGGUUUUGAUCCCAGUAAAUAGGGUUAAAAGUGUCAGUCCAAGUGAGAGCUAUGACAAGCCUAACCAAAAAUUCAUUCAGAUUGUUACAGUGGAUGGAUUUGAGUUUUGGUUUAUGGGCUUCCUCAGUUACCAGAGAUGUUUCAAGUGUUUAAGACGAGCCAUGUCAGAAUCCCAAGUUGGAGUUUUGCAAUUGACUCAUUCGAUCGAAGUCUGAAGCCGUCUCUGCAUGUAUUCCACACACGAAUUCAGUAUAAUGUAAUUAUGAAGACUGAAUUCCUUUGUUUAUUUAUUGUCUUUGAAAAAGAAGAAAAUUAUAUUAAAUAUAAUUGAAAAGAUAGAUCUGGUGAUACCAAAAAAAA
This is a messenger RNA of Musa acuminata subsp. malaccensis (wild Malaysian banana), 2513 nucleotides long. Its product is annotated as GEM-like protein 4. NCBI's taxonomy places the organism in Eukaryota, Viridiplantae, Streptophyta, Magnoliopsida, Zingiberales, Musaceae. The record is from RefSeq and is a predicted model, not a curated record.